Amaranthus tricolor (Joseph's coat) is the source of this 924-nucleotide messenger RNA. Its product is annotated as stromal cell-derived factor 2-like protein. Bases 95 to 739 code for a protein of 214 amino acids. The record is from RefSeq and is a predicted model, not a curated record. The transcript has 6 exons. NCBI's taxonomy places the organism in Eukaryota, Viridiplantae, Streptophyta, Magnoliopsida, Caryophyllales, Amaranthaceae.
CAUUUUAUUGAACUUAGGAUCUCCCAAAACGCCAAAACCAACGCCUCAUUUUCUUUCAUUUCCCCAUCUCAAUUCUCACUUGAAUACAUCAUUCAUGUCUCUCUUUCCAUUCCCCUUUGCAUUUUUCCUAUUUCUCUCAUUAAACCCACACAUCUUCUCUUCUACAGCUUCCACAAUUUCCGAAGAUGUUGAGAUUACAUAUGGGUCUGUUGUGAAGCUGAUGCAUGAAAAAACCAAAUUUAGGUUGCAUUCUCAUGAUUUGCCUUAUGGGUCUGGUAGUGGACAACAAUCUGUUACUGGGUUUCCUUCUGGUUAUGAUGCCAAUAGCUAUUGGGUUGUUAAGCCGGAGCUGGGAGCGUCUGCAAAACAAGGUGACCCAAUCGUAAGUUCCACAAUCAUCAGGCUGCAACAUUCUGCAACCCGAAAGUGGCUGCAUAGCCAUUCCUUUGAGUCACCACUUUCAGGCAAUCAGGAGGUCAGCUGUUACGGGAGUGAGAAGAACUCCGACACAGGUGAUGACUGGAGACUUGUAGUUGAAGGAACGGAAAAAACGUGGAAGAAAGACCAAAGGGUUCGGCUUCAGCAUGUGGAUACUGGCGUUUAUCUACAAAGCCACAAGAAGAAAUAUAGCAUGGGACAGCAAGAGGUUUGUGGUGUGCGAGACAAAAACAGCGAUAAUAUUUGGAUAGCAGCUGAGGGUGUGUACUUCCCUGUGAAGAAAAGCAACGAUAGCGCUUAGAGACAUCCAUAAUAUACCAGUUUUUUAUAGCAAGAGAUAUAUUGAACUGAUUAUUGCUCAAAAUUUUGAUAGAAUUUUUUUUUUAUCCUCCUUUGGAGUGUAAUGUCACAUCAAAUUGUACAAUUGGAGAUAAUUCAUUAGUGAUUAGAUAAUAACUGGUUUUAUUAUUGGCCAAGUCUGGACCA